Messenger RNA from Cryphonectria parasitica EP155, 3297 nucleotides. RefSeq names its product phosphatases II. Gene Ontology annotation, molecular function: protein tyrosine phosphatase activity. The transcript has 2 exons. Gene Ontology annotation, biological process: protein dephosphorylation. NCBI's taxonomy places the organism in Eukaryota, Fungi, Ascomycota, Sordariomycetes, Diaporthales, Cryphonectriaceae. Bases 1 to 3297 code for a protein of 1098 amino acids. The record is from RefSeq and is a predicted model, not a curated record.
AUGAAGACAACGAGACCGCAACCUCCCACGGCGUCCAAGUCCUACUCCCACACAUACACCUCAGCCGUCUCUCACGCUCGAUCACAAUCGACAAACGCCUCCAAGACCUCGACCAAGUCUUCCUCGCCCGCAGCAUCGCCGCGGGGCCCUCUGGCCGCCGGACAGGCCGUUCCAUCCAAGCUCUCCUCUCCUCCCUCCGCCACGCCCAGACACCUCCUCUCCACGACCCCUAUUGGCCAGGUCACGACGCAGAAUGCCGCCAGGACCCCUUCGCCCAACUAUUUCGGCCUCAAGGUCGAGGCCAGCAUUGAUGCCGACGAGACAGGUGCCAUCCCGAGGGAGAACUGGAGCCCGGCCUCGUCAUCCGUCAAAAGUUUUGGUGCCGUGCUGCCUCAGCAGGUUCCUCUCGACGCCAACCCGGAGUUUGAGGCCUUCCGCCGGCAAGCAGAUGCCAACAGAGGCGGUUCGGGCUUUAAUCUCGGCUCAUCACAUUUCGGCGGCAGCUCGCCGUUCGCUUUGGCCCCAGGCGCAGCACCAGCGAGGCCGCAGCCAUCGCGAUGGCGCACACACGGCAGCGAGACCAGUCCUCACGUGCCGGCGUCUCGCCCCAACAACCACCACGUGGAAAUGGUCAAGGCCCUGGGGCCGCACCCCGAGAAGAUGGACGUCGACACCGAUGCGAAUAGUAUGCGGGACUCGGCCUAUGCUUCCUCGGAUUCCAAACGGAGCUCGGAAGCAAGCAUGAACCCGCCCAGCUUUCUCAACCUGCCGCGCCAUGAGUCGCCUGCACAGAUGGAUUCGUCUCCCGAGAAGCGAUCCGGCCUCUCCAAGGUUGACGACCGCCACCCGCGGCUGUCGAUGAUGCACACCAAAGCCGACCCACCGUCGCCAGACCCACAGCGAUCGUUUCAGGGCCGCGCUGCCACGUUACCAGCAGGGCCGGACCAGUCUGUCUCGGGAAUGAUUCCACCAACUGAACUCAAGGCCAUGCUGGACGCCAAGGACAAGAACGAAGUUCUGCUUCUCGACCUCCGCGUGUCUCCUCAGUAUGCCCAGGCCCGCAUCAAGGGCGCGCUCAAUCUGUGCAUCCCGACCACACUGUUGAAGCGUGCUACCUUUAAUCUGCAGAAAUUAGCGCAGACGUUUCAGGGAGAUGCCGACAAGGAAGUAUUUGGGCGGUGGCCAGACACCAAGCACAUUGUCGUGUAUGACGCAUUCUCUUCUGAGAAGCGCGAUGCUGUAUCUGCCAUGAAUACCAUCAAGAAGUUCACGAAUGAGGGCUACAAGGGAACCUGCCAUAUCCUCCGAGGGGGCUUCAAGGCCUUUGCAGCAGCCUUCCCGGACUUGAUCGAGUAUGGUAACAUGGCAGAGCAGAAACCCGGUCGGCCAACGCUUUCUCUGCCUGGUGCUGCACCAAGCAUUGCCCCAGUCGUGGGCGGGGUCAUGCUCCCGACCGCGGGUAUCACUUCUAAUGCCUUCUUCGCAAACAUACGACAGAAUCAAGACCUUGUCGAUGGUGUUGGGCAGAUGGACAUCAACGUGCCCCGAGGAACUGAUAUGGAGGCCCUGCCGCGGUGGCUGCAAGAGGCUGCGAGCGUCGAGGAUCACGGCAAGCAGGUCAGUGACAAGUUUCUGGGCAUUGAGCGGGACGAGCAGGCCAGAAUGAAGGUCGCAUAUUCCUACAUCAACCCUGCGUCGGUCGCCAAGGAGGUCAAGGACGCGGCUCCCAGAGUGCAGCUCAGUGGUAUCGAGAAGGGGGUCAAGAACCGCUACAAAGACAUUCUCCCCUUUGACCACGCCAGAGUCAAACUGGAGGGCAAGCCCGAGGGCACGUGCGACUAUGUGAACGCAAGUCACGUCCAGGCAUCCAGAAGUCACAAGAAAUAUAUUGCCAGCCAGGGCCCACUGCCGGCAACUUUCGAGGAUUUCUGGUCUGUCAUAUGGGAUCAAGACGUGCGCGUCAUUGUGAUGCUCACGGCGGAGUCAGAGGGUGGUCAGUUGAAAUGUCACGCCUACUGGAAAGACCGGGAGUUUGGCCCCAUCAAACUGCGGGCAUUGUCAGAGAAGAAGGUGUCGCUCGACAUCGACAAGCAAGGCUCGCACUCGGCUGCGGAUUCUGAGGAUACCCACUCGUCUUCGACUGCUGCAGCCCAGCAGCAGGAAGAUGCCUUUGGGUUCGGUGCUGCGAUGGCCGCCGCGGAUCCGGGCCGAAGACGCGCCAACACAACCACAACAUUGGAAACGAAUCAGCAGACCCAAGCACAGACCAAGCCCAAGGCAGGGAGCAGCAGCGACACACCGUUCGUGGUCAUCCGCAAGUUUGCGCUGUCACACGCUGCACACCCUUUUGCUCCUAUACGAGAGAUCACCCAGCUUCACUACCCUUCUUGGCCGGAUUUUGGUACUCCAGCACAGCCUAGCCACCUUCUGGCGCUUGUCGAACUUGCCAACAUGAUGCAACGGUCCAAUCUGCCCAUCGACGUCCCUGGGGCCAUUUCCUCAAGACACGGCUCCUUGUCGGAGAAGUCGCCCAAGGAGAGACCAGCCCCUAGUCCCAAGAAGCGCAGUCGGAGUCGGGCCUCUAGCAACUUGCCCUUGGCAUGGUGGGAAGAACCAGAAUCUGACCAGGCCGUGCACCCGAUGCUCGUCCACUGCUCCGCCGGAUGUGGUCGGACGGGCACCUUCUGCACUGUCGACAGUGUAAUCGACAUGCUUAAGAGACAGAGGAUACGCAAUAUUCGAAAGGCGAAUGACAACAUUGAGAGGAAACUUCGAGGCCACAAGCAUCAAGCGCAAUGCAGAAGCGACUCCGAUGCUAAUGUCGCCAUGGCCGGCCUUUCCUUCGGCGCCCCCUUCCAGAUCCGAGGCCGCAAGAUGUCACGCAACAAUCCAGUUGAAGAUGCACUCAGUCCAAGUACAAAGUCGCCUGGGUCGCCGGCCUUCCCCGUCACCACGACGUCGAUGUCCAUCUCCGAGUCGCCCUCGCCCUCUUGCUCGUCAUCCGACGACGAUGACGACCCGAAGCUCGACACAUCUUGGAUCGACGACGACACUAUAGAUCUCAUCUCCGCUACCGUCCACGACUUUCGAGGCCAGCGAUUGUCCAUGGUACAGACUCUUCGGCAGUUUGUCCUCUGCUACGAGACCGUCAUUGAGUGGGUCUGGCGGCUGCAAGAACGCGGCGGCCCGGCCGGCAGUGGCGUUGGCGCCCCGGGCACUGGAGCUAGUGGCACCGCUGCGAUGAGGGCCCGCGGGAGAAGCGGGACUGUUGCUCAUGUCGGCGAUUUAUCAAAGUAG